Ficedula albicollis (Collared flycatcher) is the source of this 1826-nucleotide messenger RNA. RefSeq names its product growth differentiation factor 10 (gene GDF10). Bases 1 to 1437 code for a protein of 478 amino acids. Gene Ontology annotation, cellular component: extracellular region. The transcript has 5 exons. Gene Ontology annotation, molecular function: cytokine activity; growth factor activity. The record is from RefSeq and is a predicted model, not a curated record. Gene Ontology annotation, biological process: osteoblast differentiation; BMP signaling pathway; SMAD protein signal transduction. NCBI's taxonomy places the organism in Eukaryota, Metazoa, Chordata, Aves, Passeriformes, Muscicapidae.
AUGGAUCCAGAAUGGAAAUCCAAGGAGCGGGGAAGCCCCACGCUGGAGAAAUGCAGCGUCCCGUCCCGCAGCCGGACCCCUGGAGCUGCCCCCGCUCCGCCGCCCCCGGCCCGCAGCUCCUCGCCCCCGGGCCCGGGGAUUGGCCCGGCGGAGGCGGCAUCAGCGGGGUCCGCCCCCGGCCGCGACCCCCGCGGCGGCUCUUCGCCGCCCCCUGGGCUGGGCAGCAUCGCUCAGGACAUGGUAGCUGUCCACAUGCUUAAGCUCUACGAGAAGUACAACCGGGAAGGGAGCCGGCCCGGCGACGGCAACACGGUCCGCAGCUUCAAAGCCAGGCCGGAAUUCUUGGCCCAGAAACCCUUGUACUGCUUCAAUCUGACAUCCAUGCAGGAUUCAGAAAUGAUCCUUGCUGCCACUUUUCACUUCUAUGCUGACAAACGCCCUCGGCACCGGGAAGUGUUUUGUAAACGGUCCAAGAACUCAUCCUGCCGCCUCCUUUACCUGCCUCCAGUCCUACGGCUCAACCUAGUUUUCCAAAGUAUUCACCAGAAUUCUGCCUAUGGACUAGUGAAAGGGAACUUCACUGUGCUGCUUCAAAGGCGAGGGGCUUGGCAUGCAAAGGACAUUUCACACAUCGUAAAAGAAUCAAAACGAGCUGGAGAGCUCAUUCUCUGUGCUGAGCUUGAUUCUGGGGAGAAACACCAGGGCUUCCCCGAACAGGUUGCCAGCCAUUUACCAUAUAUACUGGUUUAUGCCAAUGAUCUUGCAAUCUCUGAACCUAACAGUGUGGCAGGCACCCUACAACGUUAUGAUCCAUUCCCUCCCAAUGACGGGGACCCAAAUCUGUCCCCUAAUGCCUCUACUGAUACUCGAGUUAGGAGGGAUACGUACCUCGCUAGCUCUAUUCAGAACAACGAGUUGCCAGAAGUAGAUUAUAACAACAAUAAAUACAACAAACAUGACAUAUGGGAGAAUGCCUACAGAUCCUUGAAACCAAAAGCCUCUCGCAAAGAUCGAAGGAGAAAAGGGCAGGAAAAUACAGAAACACUUAAAAAGUCUCAGGUGCUAAAUUUUGAUGAGAAAACAAUGAAGAAAGCAAGGCGAAAACAAUGGAAUGAGCCAAGGAUUUGCUCAAGAAGAUACAUGAAAGUUGAUUUUGCUGAUAUUGGCUGGAAUGAAUGGAUCAUAUCUCCCAAAUCAUUUGAUGCCUACUACUGUGCAGGUGCAUGUGAAUUUCCAAUGCCCAAGAUUGUCCGGCCAUCAAAUCAUGCUACGAUUCAGAGCAUUGUAAAAGCAGUAGGAAUCAUUCCUGGCAUCCCAGAACCCUGCUGCGUUCCUGACAAAAUGAGCUCACUCAGUGUCCUGUUCUUGGAUGAGAACAAAAAUGUUGUUUUAAAGGUAUAUCCCAAUAUGUCAGUUGAAACUUGCGCCUGCCGAUAAGUUUGUACAAACACACCUUUAACAAGGCCCACAAAUCCUGCCUGACUGCUCUGGGAAGUUGUAAAGGAGAAAUGGAUCCACUUGUGUUGAUGAACCAAUGCAAGUCUCCAAUUCCUCUACAGAAAGCACAUGGAGAGACUAAAACAACACACGUGCUCACCUCGAAGGAUAGGUCGUACUGUCAUCAUUUGUCUUUCAUAUGCAUCUUCAAGGAAUUCAGUACUUCUACAGAUACCUUCCUAACCUACCUAGCCAAGAUACCUGGUGUUUAGAGAGAAAUUUAAGUGUAAAGUCUUCCAUAAUCAAAGGACUAAAAUAUGCUUUUAUAUGUUAUUUCCUGACUAUUUUAUCUCUUCACUUAACCAAGAAGAUGGCAAGUGAACUUGCAA